AUGCGAGCCAGCCUUCUUCAUUUGAUGUCAUCAGUCACGAUGAUUGUUGCUGUAAGCUUGAACCCGACCAAGUCUUUGAAGCAAGAGCUAACUGAUCAGGCUGUUAUUCCCGCGGAUGUGCCCAAGGGCUACGGGCUGUACAUUCCCGAAUGGGAGUUUCAGACUCCAGAAGGAGAGAACAUCACCAUCAAGGGUACAAUCCAAGAGGUCUAUGCUACCCUCGGUAGUCUUAAUCCUCAGAUGGCCCAGAUGAAUGGCUUCGACCUUGAAGCAAUUUCGAAUAUUGCUCGUAGUGACGUGGAGAAGCGCGCCAAAUUUCCCAGGGUCGAUUGCCAGAGCUUAGAGGAGGGUCACACCGACAUGUAUGAGACGACCAUGGAAUACCUCAGGAAAGUUCCAGGGAAACCGAAGAACUCUGCUGGCCCGAGAGAAUGUGGCCGCGUUAGCUGUGCUUGGAAGAGCGCGACUUGGUGGUGCAAUGAUGCUCUGGAGGAGAAGGAGCUUAGUUCAUUCGGUGAAAUUGCCGAUGGCGUACAAGUGAUCUAUCACGAAUGCACCGACGUCGAUAAACACUACUGGUGGUCCUCUGGUGAAGCUUACACCGAUGAUGAUUGGAGUGUCCAAUUUGGGUACGCACCAUGCUAG
Colletotrichum costaricense is the source of this 645-nucleotide messenger RNA. RefSeq lists its product as uncharacterized. The record is from RefSeq and is a predicted model, not a curated record. NCBI's taxonomy places the organism in Eukaryota, Fungi, Ascomycota, Sordariomycetes, Glomerellales, Glomerellaceae. The coding region runs from base 1 to 645 and encodes 214 amino acids. The transcript is spliced from 2 exons.